AUGAGAUUUUUAUCAAUUAGAACUAACUUUAAAAUCUGCAAAAGAUUUGUAAGUUUUGUCUUACCAGAAGAAAGAAGUUAUACUCAUGGUGAGAGUAAUAUUAAGUUACUUCCUCACACUAUUGGUGAUAGGUUGAUUAUGGCUAAAAAUAAAGCUCCUGAUCAUAUUUUUAUUAAUAUGAUGGAGCAAAAUAUUUCCAGGAAUUAUAACGAUUUUUAUAAUGAUUGUGUAAAAUUUGGAAGUGGUUUGAUAAAACUAGGUAUGAAACCAGGUGAAAAAGUUGCUAUAUGGUCACCAAAUUAUUAUGAAUGGUUGGUAACUAGUUAUGCUACAGCAUUAAAUGGUAUGAUAUUGGUAAAUAUUAAUCCUGGUUAUCGUCAAGACGAGUUAUGUUAUGCUUUAAAAAAAGUUGGCAUUAAAACUAUUGUAUGUCCAAAAGAAUUUUUAUCCACAAAAUAUUAUGAAAUUUUAUGCAAACUUGUACCUGAAAUAGAUAGAUUACCGGAAGGUUCUAGUGGGAUAAAGUCAAAAGAAUUUCCAUUACUAAAACAUGUUAUUGUAUUUGAUAACAAGAAUGAAAAUUUAAGAGGUUCAUGGAAGUUUCAAGAUAUAUGUGAUUUGGGUGGUAAAGAGGAAGAAGAAAUAUUAUUAAAAAAUAAUGGAAAAGUAAAAAUUGACGAUAUUUUUAAUAUACAAUAUACUUCUGGGACAACAGGAUUACCAAAAGCUGUAUCAUUAACACAUCAUGAAUCAAAAAUUUCAAUUUGUUCUCCAGCCCCUUUAUUUCAUUGCAUUGGAUCAGUUUGUUCCACAUUGGCUGGAUUAAUUACUUGCAACACUAUAAAUAUACCUUCACCAAUAUUUAAUGCUGAAAAAUGUUUACAAACGAUAGACAAAUUUAGGCCUCAAUAUAUUUUGGGUACUCCAACAAUGUUCAUUGAUAUAAUGAAUCAUAAAAAUUUUAAAGAUUAUGAUUUACAAUGUUUAAAAUGUAUUUUUGUAGGUGGUGCUCCAUGUACAGAAAAAUUGUGUAAUGAUUUAAUUAAAAAAUUUAAUUUAAAAAAAUUUUGUAUUGGUUAUGGAAUGACAGAAUUAUCAGCAUUAGCUUUAACAUCAAAUAUUGAUGACAAUCCAUAUGAAAAUAUUAAAAAAACUGGAUAUAUAUUACCUCAUUUAGAAUGUAGUGUUACUAAUAAAGAAGAUCAAAUUGUUUCACAUGGUGUAGUUGGAGAAUUAUGUUUUAGAGGAUAUUCAAUAAUGAAAGAAUACUAUAAUGAUGAAGAAAAGACUAGAAAAGAAUUGAAAAAAGAUAGAUGGUUUAAAACAGGUGAUUUAGGAUAUAUGAAUAAGGAUGGUAGUAUUGUAAUUACUGGACGAUCUAAAGAUAUGAUUAUAAGAGGUGGUGAAAAUAUAUAUCCAACAGAAAUUGAACAAUUGUUAAUGAAAAUUCCAGGUAUUCAAGAUGUUCAAAUUGUUGGUGUACCAAAUGCUCGAUUAGGUGAAGAUGUUUGCGCUUGGAUUUGCUUAAAAGAAGAUUUUAAAGGAAUUAUUACUCAAGAAGAUGUUAUUAAUUUUUGUAAAAAUAAAAUAACACAUUUUAAAAUUCCAAAAUACAUAUUAUUUAAAAAAAAACAUGAAUUUCCAAGAACCAAUUCAGGUAAAAUUCAAAAGUAUAAAAUUGAAGAAAUAAGUAUAAAAGAAUUGAAUUUAGAAGAUGUUCCAAAAGUUUUAUAA
This is a messenger RNA of Strongyloides ratti, 1734 nucleotides long. Its product is annotated as Acyl-CoA synthetase family member 2, mitochondrial. Gene Ontology annotation, molecular function: medium-chain fatty acid-CoA ligase activity. Bases 1 to 1734 code for a protein of 577 amino acids. The record is from RefSeq and is a predicted model, not a curated record. NCBI's taxonomy places the organism in Eukaryota, Metazoa, Nematoda, Chromadorea, Rhabditida, Strongyloididae. The transcript has 3 exons. Gene Ontology annotation, biological process: fatty acid metabolic process.